AUGAUAUAUUCGCUUACACUAAUUAAGAUCGAUUCAUUUGCCAUCGGUUUAUGUACGGAAAAAGUGAAGUUUCCAUUCUCGUAUAAGAAUCACCACCUUUCAUUGGGUCGUAUCAGAUUUUUCAACUGUAAAAGGGAGAUGGAGCAUAUGGAGAGCACCUCCGCUAAAAUGACCACAUCCCUAAAAGCCAGUAUUCUCUCCAGAUAUGAUGAGGUCUUUCAUGCCCAUACUUCAGAUAUAAAAAGGGUGAAUGAGAAGAUAACUGUCGACUGUGAGAAGUUUCUUCAAUAUUAUGAAGACAGCUGUUCGCUCAUGGACGACUUAACCAGAUCUCUGCAACAGCGAGAAGAUGAACUAAAGAAAAAACAACGGAAGCUUCAAAAGGAAAAAACAAAGCUAGAACUCAAGAAGAGAGUGCGAGAAAGAUUAUCUUCCUGCAAACAGUUGAUCAACGAAAGCUGCACUUCUAGGAAACUCGCUGAAGAUCUAAAGGGUGAACUAGACAUGCUUCAUGAAAGAAGAGCUGAACUGGAAUCCCAACUGAAAACUGAAGAUUAUGAAAACCUAGAAAGCGAGAUUAUCCAACUUGAAACUGCUUUACAAGUCAUACACGAUGAUGACUGUAUAGACCCUGAAGAAAAGAUGAUGAAUUUAAAGAGAAAGUUGAUACUGAAGGAUGAAGAACUUCGAGACAUGAAAGAACAGGAAAACUCUUUUCGUUCAGCUCUUCAGACAAAAAACGAGGAAUUGCAAGAAGCUCGUUUGGAAUUUAUUGAUGGUUUAAAGGCGUGUUCUUUUGGUGGUGGCAUAGGCAUUAGGAGAAUGGGAUUGGUAGAUUCGACGCCUUUCUUUAUUGGAAAAAGGAAAGAGAAUGCAGCCAAGUUUUCAUCACUAUGCAGACAUCUUGUUGAGGAUCCAGAGUGGCAUCCUUUUACGACUAUCACAGAUGGAUCGGAUCAAAAGGAGAUUAUCAAUGAAGAAGAUGGGAAGAUGGUUAUUUUGAAGUCGGAAUGCAGUGAUGAACAGUAUCGUGCUGUUGUAACAGCGUUGGUAGAGAGGAAUCGGUAUCACAAGAAUGGAAGGGAUUUGAUGGAAGAGGUAUGGAAUUACAGGGAGAAUAGGGAAAUCACUUUGAUAGAAGGUAUUGAUUACCUUCUUAAAGAAUGGAAGAUUCAAAAGCAACGGAAAAGACGCUGCUAAUUAAAGCUUUAAUUAAACACCAUUUCAAUCUAACUUUUUGGCUUAUUUUAUGGAAAGGAAAAAUGCUUAUCCUUUUCUUGCCUUUUUUGGUCUUUGUAUAAACAUUUAGUUGAAAUUGCC
Messenger RNA from Lactuca virosa, 1320 nucleotides. NCBI's taxonomy places the organism in Eukaryota, Viridiplantae, Streptophyta, Magnoliopsida, Asterales, Asteraceae. The record is from the annotation of a GenBank genome assembly.